UAACAAAGCCGUGUGAUCUGAAUACAGCAACUACAAAUAGCAAGCGAUUACUUCAUCCAGACUGGAGACAGAGGACGCGCGUCCGAGGAUGGACACUGCGACGUCCUCGCUGCUGUCACCGUGUUGGAGAGCAGACAAGAUCUCCAUCGGGGCAGGUGCCGCAUUGCUAUCAUGAUUUGUGACACGCGACGCGAGGCGCAUUUGUAACACUACCCGCCACGUAUGAACUGCGGCAGGGCAGGACACGGUUGUUCGACGCCGAUCCCACGGUGGAAGCAGCGGCGUGGCGAUCUGGACGGGAGCCAGUACAACUGUCGCCGGCGGCCCAGCCGUAGAAAUAUCUCGAGAGACCACGCUCCCAUCAGAGAGUAUCAGCGUCAGACCCAUGGCUCUCGUCCCUCCGCUCCCCGUCGUGGCGGCGCUGCUGCUGCUGCUGGCCCAGCCGCUCGGGAACGCCGCCGGGGACCUGCACCCGGUCGUGCUCGUGCCGGGCUACGGCUCCAACCAGCUGGAGGCGAUGCUGACGGCGGCGUACGAGCCCCCGGCGCCCGCGUGCGCUGCCGCCGGCGCGGACCGGCAGGGGUGGUUCCCGCUGUGGCCCAACCACACGGCGACGCGCGACGCCAGCCAGGUCCCCUGCUUCGCCGACCAGAUGAGCCUCGUCUACGACGCCGGCGCCGACGACUACCGCAACGCCGACGGCGUCGCCACCCGCGUCCCGUCCUUCGGCUCCGCGCGCGCCCUCAUCGGGUGGGACCAGCUGGUGAGGCAGCUGGAGGGCAUGGGCUACCGCGACGGCGAGACCCUCCUCGCCGCGCCGUACGACUUCCGCUACGCCGUCGCGCCGCGGGGCCACCCGUCGGCGGUGGGCAGCCGCUACUUCCGCGACCUCGGGCGCCUCAUCCGGGCGGCUAGCCUCCGCCGGGGCCGCCCGGCCAUCGUGGUCGCGCACAGCUUCGGCUGCGCGCUCACGUAUCAGUUCCUCCUCUCCCGCCCGCUCCCCUGGCGCUGCCGCUACGUCAAGCACGUCGUCCUCCUGGGCUCCGCGCUCGGCGGGUUCGCGCCGGGGAUGUACGGGCUCAGCGCCGGCAUCGACUACGGCCUGCCGGGCGUCACGCGGCCGGCGAUGCUCCGGCUGGCGCGGAGCCAGCAGAGCACCCUGUGGCGCCUGCCCACGCCGCUGGUGUUCGGGGACCGCCCGCUGGCGGUGACCAGGAGCGGGACCUACACGGCGCGCAACAUGUCGGCGUUCCUCGAGGCGAUCGGCUUCCCCGACGGGGUGUGGCCGUACGAGACCCGGGUGCUGCCGAUGUGGGAGGCGCUGCCGCCGCCGAUGGUGCCGGUGACCAGCGUCAUCGGGGUCGGGAUCAGGACGCCGGAGACGUACGUGUUCGGGACGGACGGGUUCGAGGGGGAACCCGAGGUGACGUACGGCGACGGGGACGGGGAUAUCAACCUGGUGAGCCUGGUGGCCGUCGAGGACUGGGCUGGGGUGGAGGGGCAGGCCAUGGAGGUCGUCAGGCUCCCCGGCGUGAAUCACAGUGGCUUCUUCAGCGUCGAUUCCGCUGUCGAGAGGGUGGUCGAUGAGAUAUGCAGGGCAGGAGGAGGAAGCACAGAGCUCGAUCGGAAAUUUAGUAUCUGAGCGAUACUACAAUAGAACUUGGGGCAACUGAACAGUGCGCCGGUUAUCAUCGUCCGUUUGAACUGAGGAUCCAUCGUGAUCGGCAAUCGAGUGGCUCGUGUUUGUCACGUGCUGAUCUUACUAGUUUGGUUUACUCACCUACUCAUGUGCUAUUUUCAACAUAUGACACUAUGGAAAUGACCAUAGGUACGUGUUUUAAAAAAUAAUAGAUAGGAUAUUUAUAUAUAUACAAAAGACA
Messenger RNA from Panicum virgatum (switchgrass), 1880 nucleotides. Its product is annotated as lecithin-cholesterol acyltransferase-like 1. NCBI's taxonomy places the organism in Eukaryota, Viridiplantae, Streptophyta, Magnoliopsida, Poales, Poaceae. The transcript has 2 exons. Gene Ontology annotation, biological process: lipid metabolic process. The coding region runs from base 386 to 1642 and encodes 418 amino acids. The record is from RefSeq and is a predicted model, not a curated record.